AUGAUCGAAAAAGUGAGCGAUGGUCUGCUGGUCGGUGAUGCAUCGAGCGUUCUGGAUGAAACACGGCUACAGCGAUUCACCGAUUUACAGAUCACCCAUGUGCUUACCGUAGCGGCAGCAGGCAUUCCGGAAGAAAAACGCGUACCCGGAGUGCGGUACAUGUUCAUUUUCGCUUUGGAUUUACCCACCCAGGACAUGUUCGCCGACAAUGCACUGGGUAUGCGUACAACUGAAGCCGGUAUGUCACGUUCGAUUUUUGUAAUUGCGGCUUAUCUGAUGAAACGAUUUCGAUGGACAGCAAAAAAAGCCCUUCAGCAUAUACAGCAAAUACGACCAGUGGCACAACCGAAUGAUGGCUUCCUGCAACAGCUACAUAUAUUUGAAAACGCAAAUUAUGAAGCAAAUAUAGAAUGCAUUAUGAGGCACCCUUUAUACAAAAGGUGGCUUCUCUCAUCUUCUUCGGCUGAUACAGGUUGA
Messenger RNA from Gongylonema pulchrum, 477 nucleotides. Lineage: Eukaryota; Metazoa; Nematoda; Chromadorea; Rhabditida; Gongylonematidae. The record is from the annotation of a GenBank genome assembly.